GGACACAUUUACCCGGUGCACUUUCAGAAAGAAGCGCCGCAUUCUCACAUUUUAUGAAGUGUGGUUAGACAGAUGGCGUCUACAAAAGUUCCAGAGGUUCGUGACAUCACACGAAUUGAGAGAAUCGGGGCCCAUUCUCACAUUCGUGGUCUCGGCUUGGAUGAUGCUUUGGAGCCAAGACAGGUGUCUCAGGGGAUGGUUGGCCAGCUGGCCUCCCGUCGAGCUGCAGGGAUCAUCUUGGAGAUGAUCAAAGAUGGCCACAUUGCUGGUAGGGCAGUGCUGAUCGCUGGCCAACCUGGCACUGGAAAGACUGCCAUUGCGAUGGGCAUAGCUCAGUCUCUUGGCCCUGAUACACCGUUUACAGCACUGGCUGGCAGUGAGAUCUUCUCCCUGGAAAUGAGCAAAACUGAGGCACUGAGCCAAGCUUUUAGAAAAGCCAUUGGUGUGAGGAUCAAAGAAGAAACGGAAAUAAUUGAAGGAGAGGUUGUGGAAAUCCAGAUUGACAGACCUGCCACUGGAACGGGUGCUAAAGUGGGCAAGCUAACUUUAAAGACCACUGAGAUGGAGACAAUAUACGACUUGGGGAAUAAGAUGAUUGACAGUCUCAGCAAAGAAAAGGUUCAAGCUGGAGAUGUUAUUACCAUUGACAAAGCCACUGGAAAAAUCAGCAAAUUGGGACGUUCUUUCACCAGAGCCAGAGACUAUGACGCCAUGGGAGCUCAGACCCAGUUUGUACAGUGUCCUGAGGGGGAGCUGCAGAAGAGGAAGGAGGUGGUGCAUACAGUGUCCCUCCACGAGAUCGAUGUCAUCAACAGCCGCACACAAGGCUUCCUGGCUCUGUUCUCCGGGGACACCGGUGAGAUCAAGUCCGAAGUCCGUGAACAGAUUAAUGCCAAAGUGUGUGAGUGGAGGGAAGAAGGGAAGGCCGAGAUUAUUCCCGGGGUGUUAUUUAUUGAUGAGGUCCAUAUGCUGGACAUGGAGUGCUUUUCCUUCCUGAACCGUGCCCUGGAGAGCGACCUGUCCCCCGUUCUCAUUAUGGCGACCAACAGAGGCAUCACUCGGAUCCGGGGCACGAACUACCAAAGCCCUCACGGCAUCCCCAUCGACCUGCUGGAUCGGCUGCUCAUCAUCGCCACCUCCCCUUACACUGAAAAGGAGACGAGGCAGAUCCUCAAGAUCAGGUGCGAGGAGGAGGAUGUGGAGCUGAGCGAAGAAGCCCACACGGUCCUCACUCGCAUUGGCAUGGAGACGUCGCUGCGCUACGCCAUCCAGCUGAUCAGCACUGCAGGUCUGGUGUGCCGGAAACGCAAGGGGACAGAAGUGCAGGUGGAAGACAUCAAAAGGGUUUACUCUCUGUUCCUGGAUGAGGCCAGAUCCUCUCAGUACAUGAAGGAGUACCAGGACUCCUUCCUCUUUAAUGAAACACAAGCUGCUGCAAUGGACACCUCAUAAGGAAGAAGACAGCCUUUUCUGUGAAGUGUUACUGUUUUUAGCCAUUGAGUCUGUUCAGAACUGGGUUACAUUCAGAAUUGAAGACAGGUUUGCCCUUUUGAUUCUCCUUUGAAUUCUAACUUUUGAGAUUCGAAUCCAUCCUGAAUUGACUGUUCAUCGAGGCCUUGUGGCAGGAACUCCCAUUCCUCUGUUCCUCAAUUUUCUUUCUUUUUUUUUUUUUUGCUUUGACUUUACAUGGUUUACGUUUUGAAAAUAAUUAAACAGCCUUUUUACAAUC
Molecule: messenger RNA, 1729 nt
Organism: Menidia menidia (Atlantic silverside)
Lineage: Eukaryota; Metazoa; Chordata; Actinopteri; Atheriniformes; Atherinopsidae
Source: the annotation of a GenBank genome assembly